Messenger RNA from Annulohypoxylon maeteangense, 1593 nucleotides. RefSeq names its product NAD(P)-binding protein. The record is from RefSeq and is a predicted model, not a curated record. The transcript has a single exon. Bases 216 to 1238 code for a protein of 340 amino acids. Gene Ontology annotation, molecular function: oxidoreductase activity, acting on the CH-OH group of donors, NAD or NADP as acceptor. NCBI's taxonomy places the organism in Eukaryota, Fungi, Ascomycota, Sordariomycetes, Xylariales, Hypoxylaceae.
UAGGCUACUACAUCAACGGAAGCCAAUAAAAAUGAGCGGUUGUGGCAGGAUAAUGUGAAUAGGGUUUUAUAGGACAGGUAAAAUAAAAGGAAUGACCACCGCGCAAAAGAGGAGAAAAAGGAAUCUGUUACCUACCUAGCCAAAGACUCUAGCUACUCAUUUACUCAUCGUCGGUUUGGACUCUCGGUCGGUAUAAGACGAAAGUUUAAACCACCAUGGCCGCGACUAUCCUCAUAACAGGGGCCUCCGGGCUAAUCGGCUUCCGGGUCCUCCUCUCCGCCCUCGCCGCCGGGCAUAACGUGCGCUACACGGUGCGAUCCGAAGAGAAAGCCCGUGUCGUCUUUUCGAACCCAGCGGUGCAAAAGCUAGCUCCCGGCGAUCGCCUCUCCCCCGCCAUUAUCUCCGAUUUUAGCGCUGACGGCGCCUUCGACUCUGCGCUGCGGGGAGUAACCCAUAUCGUCCAUGCUGGCUCGCCAGUUCCAGUCCCCACAUACGACCCGACGACGGAAGUCUUCGAACCCACGGUGAAGAUCACAUCAGGUCUGCUCGCCUCCGCACUCAAGACACCGACCGUCCAGCGCGUCAUCAUCACCUCGUCAAUCGUCGCGAACCUCGGGCUCGUACCACCCUCUACCCCCGUAACCGCCUCAACGCGCAUCCCGCUACCCACUCCCAUCCCGUCUACCUUCAGUGAUGUCUUCGAGGGAUACAUAACAGGCAAGAUAGUCGAACUGCACAACACAGACGAAUUCGCCAAGACGCGCGCCCCGCACUUCACCAUCGCGCACGUAAUCCCCGGGUACGUCUUCGGGCGCAACGGGCUCGCGCUCGACGCAGCGAUGAUGCAGACGCAGAACAGCUCGAACAAUUUCCUGAUGAUGGGGAUGGUCGGCGGGGAGUUACCGUUCCCGAUUCACGGCGGCUUCGUGCACAUCGACGACCUAGCUGACCUGCAUCUCCGCAUUCUCUUCCACGAGCCUAAGGCCGCGGGGAAAGUGGAAGAUUUCGGCGUCGCGACGAAGGUGGACUACGGGUCGAUAUUUGAGCACGUCGCGACGGCGUUCCCGAAGGCCGUUGAGGCCGGGGUGUUUAAACGAGGUAAGGUGCCCACGUUGCCCGCUAACUACAAGUCGAGCGACGUUGAGGAGCUGCUAGGAAGGAAGUUGAGGACGUUUGAUACUGCGGUGGUGGAUGUCGCGAGCCAGUAUCUAGAGACGCUGGGGAAGGAUAAAGCUUGAGAUGUUGGAUGCGGAAGUAUUCCCAGUUGCAUACCCGUAAGUAACCUGUCCCAAUGGGGUAACAUAAUGCUACCGUGGUGUGUAGCAUUACCAGGUGCCCCAUAUAUCGUUUCUCUACUUCGGUAAUCGAAGGCAUUGCUUGGCUACAUUCAUGGUAGGCAGGCAAGGACGGAAGUAUGCAGGUUGAUUGAAACAGUGAAAAUCUAGUGGCUACAAACGACCCGGCAUCUGAAUAAUUAGUGAUUAGUUAUCAAAUAUUGCUUCAACCAAGUCAACGACCGGCCAACGAUCACUGAAAUAUUGACGUUGUGUAACCAUGUUGGAGCUACAUUAGAUAGGGUGCACAUAUAUCACC